GUAACGAAUAUGGCUGCUUACAGUUGUGUUGAAGUCAAUAAUUUGUGAUUAUUUAUAAGAAAAGAAUUUACAAAGGAGUAAAAAUAGUGUACGCACCAUGAUAUCAUACACCUAUUCAUCACUUAGUAGAUUGUGCAUUGCGAGCGGUCGGCGAACAUUAAUAACGGCCGCUGCAAAAGAAAUACAGGAUACGAAUAAUUCAUCGUUACGCUUGCCGGAAUCGUUCCCACCAGAACAUGACGAGAGCUGUUUGAAUCGAAUUUUUACAAUACCUUCAGAUAUCACAGCAUUAUUAAAGGAUAAUCUGCCAAUCGAAUUCAGGAAGCAAGAAUCGAUUUUUAGAGAACUUGGCAUUUUAGUUAGGAAACCAGCAGUUGAGUUAAUAUCAUAUUUAGAGCAGACGGAUUUUACAAAACCUAUUAACAAAUAUAUCCUCUAUGGUAAAUAUGGUACAGGAAAAACCGCAACAUUGAUACAUUUAAUGCAUUACGGGCUUGCUAAGCAUUUUAUACUACUUCACUUACCAUGGGUUUGUACUUGGUUCCGGUUUGCAAGAGAAAUUGUAGAAUCCCCAUUGGUACCAGGUAAACUGGAUAUACCACCAGAGGCAGCAUCUUGGUUGAAAUACUUUAAACAGUUAAAUCAAGUAGUAUUAUCACAGUUAGAUUUGAAACUUUCGAACGAUUAUAACUGGUCUCAAAAAGAAUCUAUAAAGUCUGGAGAUACACUUAUAAAUCUUAUCGAAUUCGGAAUACAAAGACAUAAAUUUGCUUGUGGAGUUAUUGAUGCGUUGGUAUGUGAACUUAAAGCCGCUAGUACAGCAGGAAAGUGUAAAACACUCGUAAUAAUGGAUGGUUUUAACGCAUUUACCUCUAAUGUUACGUUAAUUCGUGACGACACUCGGACGUUUGUACCACCUGAACGAAUAUCAAUAACAUCUUCGUUCUUCAAUAGUGUAAAGUAUGAUUGGUGUAACGCUGCUGCGAUAUUAACAGUGGAUACAAGAGCUAAUAAGGACAGAAGAGAGUCCCAUUAUCCAAAAUAUUUAUUAGGGAAAAAAGGAUUUGAACACUUAGAUCCUUUUCUUCCUAUACCUGUUGAAAACUAUUCCAAAGAAGAAUUCAAAACUAUAUUAAACUAUUAUAAGGAUCGAAAAUGGCUUAGGGAAGUUAGUCCUCAAGGACAAGAAGAGUUGGAAUUGUUAUCUAACAAAAAUCCACAUGAUCUUUGGCAAUUCUGUAAACCAUUGUAAUUUUCUCUGUAAAUAAACAUGAGUGCCGAGACAUUUUUUAAA
Molecule: messenger RNA, 1294 nt
Organism: Ceratina calcarata
Lineage: Eukaryota; Metazoa; Arthropoda; Insecta; Hymenoptera; Apidae
Gene: mRpS29
Product: mitochondrial ribosomal protein S29
Exons: 6
Coding region: 98-1252 (384 amino acids)
Biological process (GO): apoptotic process
Cellular component (GO): mitochondrial small ribosomal subunit; mitochondrial ribosome
Molecular function (GO): structural constituent of ribosome
Source: RefSeq, a predicted model, not a curated record